Molecule: messenger RNA, 889 nt
Organism: Trichobilharzia regenti
Lineage: Eukaryota; Metazoa; Platyhelminthes; Trematoda; Strigeidida; Schistosomatidae
Source: the annotation of a GenBank genome assembly
UUGGUUUAUACUAGCUCGUAAAAAGGGCCAUGGAUAUUGGAUAAGCUUUUUGGACUGAUUCCCAGAAGUAUUGGUGAUUGAAGCAUAAACAAAUCCUUUGGGAAUAGCUUAUAAAAGCGAGAAACUGGUGGGGAAAGGGUUAAUAUAAAAACCUGGGUCUUAUGCUAAAUCAAUUUUCAAGGACAUCCGAAAUUCCGCUAGUUAUGAGAGUUUUCUCUUCAUUAACCAACCUAACUCGUUGGAAUGCCUGUCUUACUAUAUCAGCACGUCUGCCUGGGUAUUCUGCUAAGACAUCAGGCCUUGGUGUACGAUGUGCAUCUAUCAUGCACCACGUUGAAGACGAUAAGCCUGUAAAUAUGACAGAUCCAUAUGUGAAACCAAAGAAAAAAUGUUUUAUCUGUGAGAAAAAUAUCCCACUCGACUACAAGAAUGUACGUUUGUUGUCUCAAUUUGUCUCACCCUACACUGGACGUAUAUAUGGUCGCCACAUAACAGGAAUGUGUAUUCCAAUGCAAAAGAGAAUAUCCCAAUUGAUUACGAAAUCCAGGCAGUUUGGUUUUAUGCCUUUCGAAAGUAAAGAGAGUGUUUUCGUGGCUGAUCCCAGAAUAUCUGCCCCAUCAAAAUCUCGAUGAACUUAGUACAGUGUAAAAAGGACUUUUAGAAUACAAUUAUAAUAACGUUUUUCGUUUUUCUAAUACUUAAUUCAUCUGUGAGUAUCUUCUAUUCUAUUUUGUCCAACUUGAAAAUACUAGGUCCUCAGUACUGCCAUUCCGAAAUAUAUUUAGUUUGAAAACUAGUUAAAGUGGUUAGUAAAACUGUAAGGAUUUAUAUCUGUGGUUUAGUUUGCUCACCGUUACCACACUUACCUAGUCUAAGUGGGCAUUUUCAC